Messenger RNA from Pteronotus mesoamericanus, 4822 nucleotides. RefSeq names its product calpain 15 (gene CAPN15). Gene Ontology annotation, molecular function: calcium-dependent cysteine-type endopeptidase activity. The transcript is spliced from 12 exons. Gene Ontology annotation, biological process: proteolysis. Bases 73 to 3531 code for a protein of 1152 amino acids. Gene Ontology annotation, cellular component: cytoplasm. The record is from RefSeq and is a predicted model, not a curated record. NCBI's taxonomy places the organism in Eukaryota, Metazoa, Chordata, Mammalia, Chiroptera, Mormoopidae.
GCUCACCUCCCUCCAUGCUCUGGCCACAUGUGACCAGGCCCGGCUCUCAGUGUGGCCACCGUAACGGGGGCCAUGGGGAGCUCCGCUUCCUCGCUGGCCGCCGAGACUGAGUCGGACCAUGGCUUCCCCACGGGGCCGCCCUACCCAGGGCCCCCGGCAGCAGCCGGCUGUUGUAGGAGCGGCCCUGGGGGACCUGUCUGGGGUGGUGCCCUGGUCACCCGGCAGCACCAGACCCCACGCCCUGAGGCCCGAAGCCACACACACUCGCCUGGGUCCAUGGCCACGGUUGGAGAGUGGUCUUGUGCGCGCUGCACCUUCCUGAACCCGGCCGGCCAGCGCCAGUGCUCCAUUUGUGAGGCUCCCCGGCACAAGCCCGAUCUCGACCAGAUCCUGCGACUCAGCGUUGAGGAGCAGAAAUGGCCUUGCGCCCGAUGCACAUUCCGGAACUUCCUGGGCAAGGAGGCCUGUGAGGUGUGUGGCUUUGCCCCAGAGCCUGUGCCCGGCACCUCCCUGCUGCCAGUCAUCAACGGGGUCCUACCCAAGCCGCCCACCAUCCUGGUGGAGCCCAAGGGCAGCUGCAAGGAGGAGGCGGGUCCAGCGCAGACGGAGGGACUAGUGGCCAUGGAGCCAGUUGGGGGGCAGCCUGAGGAGGAGGAGAAGCAGGAGGAGGAGGAGGAGGAGGGGUCAGCAGAACCUGGGAGCGGCUGGGCCUGCCCUCGCUGCACAUUGCACAACACACCCAUGGCCAGUUCCUGCUCUGCCUGCGGGGGCCCCCGGAAACUCUCACUGCCCAGGAUUCCUCCCGAGGCCCUCGUGGUCCCUGAAGUUGUGGCCCCCGCUGGCUUCCACAUCACACCUGCCCCGCCCCAACCUGGGGAAAGCACUGAAGCUGACCCACCCUCUGCUGCCACCGACCAGGAGCCACCCCGGAUGCCGCCCUUCAGCCCCUUCUCACCCACCCUGCAGAACAACCCCGUGCCCCGUAGCCGCCGUGAGGUACCCCCCCAGCUGCAGCCACCGGUGCCUGAGGCCACCCAGCCCUCCCUGGCUGCUGGCUCCAAGGGUCCCCCUCAGGUCCCAGGGCGGACUUCUGCUGGGGCCUCCCGCUUGGCAGAGCUGCUUUCAGUCAAGCGACUUAGUGCUCUGGAGGAGGAGGUGGCUGAGGGCGGCACUGUGCUGCGCCGGUGCAGCUCCUGCUCCGCACCCGGCCCCGCAAGCCUGUGUGAAGCCUGUGGCACUGCUCCGGGCAGUGAUGUCAUUGACCUGGCCGGCGAUACUGUGCGCUACACUCCAGCGAGCCCCUCCAGCCCCGACUUCACCACCUGGUCAUGUGCCAAGUGCACACUCAAGAACCCCACAGCAGCCCCCAGGUGCACCAUGUGUGGCUGCUCCAAGCUGCAUGGCUUCCAGGAGCACAGCGAGCCGCCUCCUCGCUGCCCAGACUGCAGCACGGACAAGCCUGGCCUCUGCACCGUCCACAAGGCCAGCCGCCUCUUUCCCGAGGCACCACCCGAACGCCUAGGUCAGUGGGCCUGCCCGGCCUGCACACUGCUCAAUGUGCCACGGGCUAAGCACUGUGCCGUCUGCCACACACCCCAGCUCCUGGAGGCCCAGCGCCGGGGUGCCGCGCCCCUGAGGCGCAGGGAGAGUAUGCACGUGGAGAAGCGGCGGCAGACAGAUGAGGGUGAGGCCAAGGCUCUCUGGGAGAACAUCGUGGCCUUCUGCCGGGAGAACAAUGUGAACUUCGUGGAUGACAGCUUCCCACCUGGGCCCGAGUCUGUGGGCUUCCCUGCAGGUGACAGCGUCCAGCAGCGUGUUAAACAAUGGCUGAGGCCUCAUGAGAUCAACUGCUCUGUCUUCAGGGACCACAGCACCUCCUGGUCUGUAUUCCACACUCUCCGACCCUCAGACAUCCUGCAGGGGCUGCUGGGCAACUGCUGGUUUCUGAGUGCUCUGGCUGUGCUGGCUGAGCGGCCCGACCUGGUUGAGCGGGUGAUGGUCACACGCAGUCUGUGCACGGAGGGCGCCUACCAGGUGCGGCUCUGCAAGGAUGGCACGUGGACGACGGUGCUGGUGGAUGACAUGCUGCCCUGCGAUGAAGCCGGCUUCCUCCUCUUCUCACAGGCCCAGCGGAAGCAGCUGUGGGUGGCCCUCAUCGAGAAGGCGCUGGCCAAGCUGCACGGCUCCUACUUUGCCCUCCAGGCAGGGCGCGCCAUCGAAGGCCUGGCCACACUCACCGGUGCCCCCUGUGAGAGCCUGGCGCUGCAGGUCAGCUCCACUAACCCCCGCGAGGAACCCGUUGACACUGACCUCAUCUGGGCCAAAAUGCUGAGUUCUAAGGAGGCUGGGUUCCUCAUGGGCGCUUCUUGUGGUGGGGGCAACAUGAAGGUGGACGAUGCUGCCUACGAGAGCCUGGGCUUGCGCCCCCGCCAUGCCUACUCCAUCCUGGAUGUCCGUGAUGUCCAGGGCUCCAGGCUCCUGCGCCUCCGGAACCCAUGGGGCCGCUUCUCCUGGAACGGCAGCUGGUCAGAUGAGUGGCCACACUGGCCAGGGCACCUGCGUGGUGAGCUCAUGCCACACGGCAGCAGUGAAGGUGUCUUCUGGAUGGAGUACAGUGACUUCAUCAGGUACUUUGACUCUGUGGACAUCUGCAAAGUGCACUCAGACUGGCAGGAGGUGCGGGUGCAGGGCUGUUUCCCCAACUCGGCCAGUGGGCCCGUGGGGGUGACAGCGCUCACCGUGCUGGAGCGCGCAUCCCUGGAGUUUGCCCUCUUCCAGGAGGGCAGCAGGCGUGCAGACUCAGCAGACAGCCACCUCCUGGACCUGUGUGUCCUGGUGUUCCGAGCCUCCUUCGGCAGCGGUGGCCGCCUGAGCCUGGGCCGCCUGCUGGCUCACAGCAAGCGAGCUGUCAAAAAGUUCGUCAACUGUGAUGUGAUGCUGGAGCCUGGCGAGUACGCUGUGGUGUGCUGUGCCUUCAACCACUGGAGCCCCACCACGCUGGGCCCCCCAGCUGCUGCACAGGCCUCCAGCCCACGCUGCUCGCUGGAGCCACCUGGCCAUGUGCUGGCUGUGUACAGCUCGAGGCUGGUCAUGGUGGAGCCCGUGGAGGCCCAGCCAACCACACUGGCGGACGCCAUCAUCCUGCUCACAGAGAGCCGAGGGGAACGGCAUGAGGGACGUGAGGGCAUGACCUGCUAUUACCUGACGCACGGCUGGGCAGGGCUCAUCGUGGUGGUAGAGAACCGGCACCCCAAGUCCUACCUGCAUGUACAGUGUGACUGCUCUGAUAGCUUCAAUGUGGUGUCCACGCGCGGCAGCCUGCGCACCCAGGACAGUGUACCACCCCUGCACAGGCAGGUCCUGGUGAUCCUGUCCCAGCUCGAGGGCAACGCCGGCUUCUCCAUCACCCACCGCCUGGCACACCGCAAGGCAGCCCAGGCCUUCCUCAGCGACUGGACGUCCUCCAGGGGCACCCACAGCCCCCCACUCACACCCGAGGUCGCUGGCCUGCACGUGCCCCGGCCAUUGUGACCUCCAUGCUCACGCCCGCCUGCCCCCCCACAUGCACUUUAGGAGGGAGACCCCAACAGAGGACGCUUGAACCAGAAUCUCAGGACCCCGCCCAGGGAGCUGCCAGCCACGAUUGCAGCUUUCCUUGGACCUUCUUCCCUGCCCCUCCCUCCUGUCCAGGGCCUCCUCGCUGCCAAGCAGAAUACCUCCAACCCGCUUCUAGCAUGAGGGGGCUCUGCACGGCCCCUCUGACCAGCCUGCCUCGAGGUCGGGUUCAGACUGCCAGGGCUGAGGCGAGGUCGCCCCUUUCCCCUUGCCUGUGUGAGGCAGCCACGAGCUCCAUUUACAAAACCAAAUCUGGGCAGGUCCGGGGCUAGGAUGCAAGGGUUAGCAGGGACCACCUCUCCCCUCUUGGGGUCAGAGGCCAGGACUCCAGGAUGAGCAGGCAGGGACCAUCCCUUUGUGGGGAUCAGAGGCUGGGACCCUGAGAUGGGUAGGGACCACCCCCUUUGGGGGGUCAGAGGCCAGAACCCCAAGGUGAGGAGGGACCACGCCCUCUGUGGGGCACGAGCCUUCUCUCCCCAGCUUGCCCCAAGAGCCCAUCCUCUCACCCCCUGCACUCCCACAAGGCAAGCAGCGGUCUCUGGAGUCUCAGCAGUGUGUCCCAGGAGGCAGGUGCCUGGUGACCAUGGGCUCAGGACCAGGGGAGGGGAGAGUCCUAGCUGCCCCCUCUGGCUACACUAUGCAAUUCCUGGAGCGCUGGUCAGGAUUGAAGCCAUGCCCCCAGGGCUGUGGGACAGAAGCUGCCAUUUGGUGAGGUGGUUUGUCCUCAGCACCACCUGACCUCUGCCAGGAGGACCAGGGUCCAACAGAAAUCCUUGGCCAGCCUUGUCUAGGCGCCUGCGGGGCAGGGUGUGGCUCCUCCCAGCCCCUCCCCUGCCUCAGAAGCCCAGGUGGCUGGGCUGUCUCCCAACUGCCCUCCCCUAUGGCUGCUUAAAGUCUUGCAUCUGCCUGUGGACAUCUGAGGCCGACUUCCGGAGGCCCACCUGGCCUUGCUGCCCUCCAGCCCCUAGGAAGUAGGCAGCCCUGCCCACCGCCCCUCACUUCCUGUGGGGCUUGUGGGUUUUUUACCACUGGAGAAACACCAGGAAGCACUACACUCCCCUUUGGGCCUCCUUUAUAUUUUUUCCUUGUACUCUGAGCUGUGAAUAUUUUUAACCCUGUACAUACAGCCAGCUCUUCUGACACAGAGACUAUUUUAUCAGCCGUUUCCCAGCCUUCUAGGAUGAUUCUCCGUGGGUAUUUCCAGACU